This is a messenger RNA of Menidia menidia (Atlantic silverside), 576 nucleotides long. The record is from the annotation of a GenBank genome assembly. Lineage: Eukaryota; Metazoa; Chordata; Actinopteri; Atheriniformes; Atherinopsidae.
AUGGACCAGCCGGCCAGCAGCUGCAUGCGGAGCGCCCACCCCAGCAGCCCCAUCUGGGGCUGCAUGAGGAACCCCCACUCCGGGGUCCCCGGGGCCAACCUCCAGUCGCCCUACCAGCAGGCCCCCUUCUCCCUGCACCAGAAGCCCGAGUUCCUGGCCUACACGGACUUCUCGGGCUCCUGCCUGGUGCCCGCGCAGCCGCACGCCGCCUACCCCCGCGACGACAGACUCUACCCGGAGAGCCCGGGGGGCUACCAGAGGGCCGAGUGGCCGUUCAACCCCUGCGAGAGCCGGCUGAGGGCGCCCGAGGCGUGCCCACCUGUGGCCCCCGCCUGGGUAGAGACCAAAGCGGCUCACUCUGUACCACAUGUUUCUCUCUCCCCAGAGAUCCAGGACUCCAGUUUUAAGGUGGACUCCAGCUGCAAAGCCAGGAAAGAGCGCACGGCGUUCACCAAAGAGCAGCUGAGGGAGCUGGAGGCCGAGUUCACCCACCACAACUACCUGACCAGGCUCCGGCGCUACGAGAUCGCCGUCAACCUGGACCUCACAGAGAGACAGAAUGACAUGCAGCUGUAA